AUGAGGCCAAGCCAAGAGGCGCUUUGCAAAGCCAAGCCAAGAGGCGCUUUACGAGGCCAAGCCAAGAGGCGCUUUACGAGGCCAAGCCAAGAGGCGCUUUACGAGGCCAAGCCAAGAGGCGCUUUACGAAGCCAAGCCAAGAGGCGCUUUAUGAGGCCAAGCCAAGAGGCGCUUUACGAGGCCAAGCCAAGAGGCGCUUUACGAAGCCAAGCCAAGAGGCGCUUUACGAGGCCAAGCCAAGAGGCGCUUUACGAGGCCAAGCCAAGAGGCGCUUUACGAGGCCAAGCCAAGAGGCGCUUUACGAGGCCAAGCCAAGAGGCGCUUUAUGAGGCCAAGCCAAGAGGCGCUUUAGAGGCCAAGCCAAGAGGCGCUUUGCGAAGCCAAGCCAAGAGGCGCUUUACGAAGCCAAGCCAAGAGGCGCUUUGCGAAGCCAAGCCAAGAGACGCUUUACGAAGCCAAGCCAAGAGGCGCUUUGCGAAGCCAAGCCAAGAGACGCUUUACGAAGCCAAGCCAAGAGGCGCUUUGCGAAGCCAAGCCAAGAGGCGCUUUGCGAAGCCAAGCCAAGAGGCGCUUCGCGAAGCCAAGCCAAGAGAUGCUUUACGAAGCCAAGCCAAGAGACGCUUUACGAAGCCAAGCCAAGAGGCGCUUUACGAAGCCAAGCCAAGAGGUGCUUUACGAAGCCAAGCCAAGAGGCGCUUUACGAAGCCAAGCCAAGAGGCGCUUUGCGAAGCCAAGCCAAGAGGCGCUUUACGAAGCCAAGCCAAGAGGCGCUUUACGAAGCCAAGCCAAGAGGCGCUUUGCGAAGCCAAGCCAAGAGGCGCUUUAUGA
Molecule: messenger RNA, 828 nt
Organism: Penaeus monodon (black tiger shrimp)
Lineage: Eukaryota; Metazoa; Arthropoda; Malacostraca; Decapoda; Penaeidae
Product: transcription termination factor 1-like
Exons: 1
Coding region: 1-828 (275 amino acids)
Source: RefSeq, a predicted model, not a curated record